This is a messenger RNA of Cajanus cajan (pigeon pea), 1407 nucleotides long. Lineage: Eukaryota; Viridiplantae; Streptophyta; Magnoliopsida; Fabales; Fabaceae. The record is from RefSeq and is a predicted model, not a curated record.
UCCUGGUUUUUUCUAUGUUUAAGAUUACCAUAACCUUUACCAUAUCCACCAAAAUUACCUGUUAUAGGUGUCUUGACUCUCCACAUCUCAUAAGUCAUAACUAAUCUUUAUUAUAAAAAAAAUAGAAAUAUUGAUUAACAGCAUUUGAGAUAAGGUUUUGUUAUUGUGCCUGUGGUCUGAAAUGGGUUGUGGCCACAGGUUUCAAGGUAAGUGAUUUUUGUUGUCUAACUCACUCCACAAUCCACAUAGGUGGCGGUGAUUGUAAUUUGUAAGGAAACAUGUUGAAGUCCAUUGUUGGUUGCUGCAAGGUAUACAUAUCAGAGAGCAGAAACAGGAGUGCAUUGGAAUCAAUAGAACGAGCUUCCAAGCUUUACCCUUUGGCUCCCAUAAUCAACAAGUUCCAAGAUGUGGCCUACAACAGAGUUGGUUACACCCUUGUCUCUCAAUUGGGUCCUUCAGGGCCAUGUCACUUGGCAAAUGCUGUGUUGGCAAUGGUCAAGGCUGCAUUUGACACCAUUGACUUUGAGGUGCACUCUGGAACUCAUCCUCGCCUUGGUGUUGUGGACCACAUAUGUUUUCACCCCUUGCUUGGUGCUUCCUUGGAUCAAGCAGCUACCAUUGCUAGGUGUUUAGCCACAGACAUGGGUUCUAGCCUUCAAGUUCCCAUUUAUCUAUAUGGAGCAGCACAUGAAGAGGGGAGGACACUUGACUCAAUCAGAAGAAUAUUUGGUUAUUUUAAACCAAAUUCUAGCGAAAAUCAGUGGAUCGGGGGGCUAAAAUCAGACUGUUUGCCGCUGAGUCCUGAUAGUGGUCCUUCUCAAGUUACUUCAGCAAAAGGUGUUGUGGUGAUUGGAGCAACUAAUUGGGUUGAUAACUACAAUGUCCCUCUAUUAUCUUCUGAUAUUAGCGUUGUUCGGAGAAUUGCAAAACGUGUCAGUGGAAGAGGUGGCGGACUUCCUUCUGUACAGGCCAUGGCACUUGCACAUGGUGAGGGUGUCAUAGAGGUGGCAUGUAAUUUGUUGGAUCCAAAUAAAGUUGGUGGUGAAAGAGUACAAGAAGAAGUUGAGAGCCUUGCAAGGGAACAAGGUAUUUCUGUGGGAAAGGGAUACUACACAGACUUUUCACAGGAUCAAAUAGUUUCAAGUUACUUGAAGUUGUUUCAAGAGAGAAGUUGAGGUCAUAGAGCCCUGGUUUACUGCUUUUAAAAUUUGCCAAGUUAUUCUCAAGGGGGAAAAUUACUUUCCCAUGCACUAGCCGCUAGUGAAUUUUCCUUCUCAAGUCAAAGUUAUUUCCAUAUAUAGGAAAAAAAAUUAUGGAUGAUUUUUUCUUCUAAUUGUUCAUCUUUGAAUUUUUACAUACCUUUUCAAAAGUUGUUGAACUGACUCUAAAAGAUGUCAUUCUAGCUUC